Corylus avellana is the source of this 1342-nucleotide messenger RNA. RefSeq names its product chloroplast RNA-binding protein 33 (gene CP33). Gene Ontology annotation, cellular component: chloroplast thylakoid membrane. The record is from RefSeq and is a predicted model, not a curated record. Gene Ontology annotation, molecular function: mRNA binding. Lineage: Eukaryota; Viridiplantae; Streptophyta; Magnoliopsida; Fagales; Betulaceae. Gene Ontology annotation, biological process: chloroplast rRNA processing.
CAAGCAAAAAUUUCUUCUUCUUCAGACUAAAACAUAAUACUUCACCAUUCUUCCUUUGACAAUGUCAGCCUCAUCGCUCUCCAUGGCUGCCACAGCCACAGCUACUGCCACAGCUUCCUCCUCACUCUGCUGCAACAAGCUCUCCAAUCUCUCAUUCACCAACUCUAUCCUCCCCAUCCCUACCCAAUUCCCAUCGAAACGCAAACCGCCAAAACCCCUCAUCCUCAAAGCCCACCUCUACAACUUCCCUCCUUUCCCUCUCAUAUCUCUCCCACCCUUUCCCCGUGCUUCGGCCGCAUUCGACGGCUUGGAGACCGAGGAAGAUGGCCAAAGCACAGAACAAGAAGACCCAGAAACCGAAUCGAGUGAAAAUCAAGCAGAAGAAGGGGAAGAGGAAGAGCCGAAGGCAUUGAGGUCUAGUCAAGAAGGGAGGCUCUAUAUUGGUAAUUUGCCAUAUUCUAUGACUUCUGCCCAGUUGGUUGAAGUGUUUGAAGAGGCUGGCCGUGUGGUUUCUGUGGAGGUUGUUUAUGAUAGAGUUACGGAUAGGAGCAGAGGGUUUGCGUUUGUUUCCAUGGGGAGUGUUGAGGAAGCUAAAGAAGCAAUUCGGAUGUUUGAUGGCUCUCUAGUCGGAGGCCGAACUGUUAAGGUGAACUUCCCAGAAGUGCCAAGAGGAGGUGAAAGGGAAGUUAUGGGCCCCCAGGUAAGGAGCAGCAUCAGGGGCUAUAUAGACAGCCCUCACAAGAUCUAUGCUGGAAACCUUGGUUGGAGCCUCACUUCCCAGGGCCUUAGAGAUGCUUUUGCAGAUCAGCAAGGGCUAUUGAGUGCCAAAGUCAUCUAUGAGAGAGACUCGGGAAGAUCUCGUGGCUUUGGAUUCGUCUCUUUUGAAACCGCCGAGGAUGCACAAUCUGCUUUGAGUACCAUGAAUGGAGUGGAGGUUGAAGGGCGGCCUCUACGACUAAAUUUGGCUGCAGAAAGGGCUUCUUCUUCUUCUCCUCCUCCACCGGAGAAAAGAAAUGCAGAUAACAUUCUCGACAGCAGUGAAUUGCUUUCGAGCAUCGGCAGCUGAGGAAAAUAUGUAAGGAGUGCACCCCUUCUACUUCCAUAACUUUACUCCUUGCAGUCCUGUUUUUCUCCUGGUCUUCCACCGUGUACAGGCUCCAAAUUGUUCCUGUCGCUGAGUUAUACACAAUGUACUUAUAGCAGAAUUGCCUUUAAAUGUAGAAGGGAAAUUGUUGAAUAAUCGAUUGAUGAAUAUGAUUGUAAAACAACUUGUAACAACUAAUUUCUCAUGAUUCUAGAGUACAGUUCGGUGAUGUGAGUAUAUAUAUUACAGGUUUUCUUC